AUGGCACCUUCUGGAUUCUACAGCAAGUUUUUCCUCCUUCUCUGUAUGUUCAGUCCACUCACCUUCGGUGCCGUGAAUGCUGGUUCAGAUGGACAUGGUAAGAAACACAAAGUUUCACUAGACUGGACAAACCAUGGUGGAGAUUUGUACAAUAGAAGAUAUGCCAACAAGGAGACCAAGAUCAGCCCUGCAACUGUCUCCAAUCUACGUUUGAAGUGGGAAUUUUAUGCUGGAGGUGAUAUAACUGCAACACCGGCUGUUUUUAAUGGCACCCUUUACUUCCCAAGCUGGAAUGGAUACAUAUAUGCAGUUAAAGCGUCAGAUGGGUCCCUUGUUUGGAAGAAAAACUUGCAGAAAUUAACUGGUUUUAACAACACUGGUUUCCUUCUCAAUGUCAACUCAACUGUUUCCAGAUCAGCACCGACUGUUGCCGGUAACCUCAUCAUUUUCGGGAUCUAUGGCCCUGCUGUUGUCAUUGCUGUCAAGCGAUCAACAGGGCAGCUUGUGUGGUCAACCCGGUUAGAUAAUCACAACAGAAGUUUGAUUACCAUGUCUGGAACCUACUACAAGGGGGGUUUCUUUGUUGGGACAUCCUCACUAGAAGAAGGUGUCAGCGUGGAGCUAUGCUGCACAUUUCGUGGCAGCCUCUCCAAACUAGACGUCCGAACCGGUGCAAUCUUGUGGCAGACUUCCAUGCUGCCCAACAACUUCGGUAAAACCGGGGAGUAUGCCGGAGCAGCUAUUUGGGGAAGCAGCCCUUCAAUUGACGUUCUCAGAAACCUGGUCUAUAUUGCCACCGGAAACCUAUACGCUGCUCCUGCUAAUGUACGUGAGUGCCAGGAGAGGGAGAAUAACCAGACAGUACCUACGUCUCCGGACAAGUGUAUUGAGCCUGAUAACCAUUCAAAUUCAAUACUAGCCCUUGAUUUGGACUCCGGAAAGAUCAAAUGGUAUAAGCAACUAGGAGGUUAUGAUGUAUGGUUUGGUGCAUGCAACUGGCAUUUAGAUCCUCGAUGCCCACCUGGUCCAAGUCCAGAUGCCGAUUUCGCUGAAGCACCAAUGAUGUUAAGUAUAUAUGUCAAUAGAACCAAGCAUGAUGUUGUUGUGGCUGUCCAAAAAAGUGGGUUUGCAUGGGCUUUAGAGCGUGAUAAUGGAAGCCUAGUAUGGUCUAAGGAAGCUGGACCAGGAGGCCUGGGAGGAGGAGGUAUGUGGGGUGCAGCAACUGAUGAAAGGAGGAUCUACACUAACAUUGCCAACAGUCAGCACAAAAACUUCACCCUUAAACCAUCCGAGAACACCACAAUUUCUGGUGGAUGGGUGGCAAUGGAAGCUCGCAAUGGCAAUAUCCUGUGGUCGACAGCCAAUCCAAAUAAUGCUACAGCCCCUGGCCCUGUUACGGUGGCUAACGGUGUACUUUUUGCUGGAUCCACAUAUCGACAAGGACCCAUAUAUGCAAUGGAUGCAAAGACGGGGAAGAUUCUUUGGUCAAAUGACACUGGAGCCACCGUUUAUGGUGGCAUAUCGGUGAGCAAUGGAUGCAUUUACCUCGGCAAUGGUUACAAGGUAACUCUGGGAUAUGUUAACAAGAAUUAUACGGCUGGAACCUCACUCUAUUCCUACUGUCUAUAAUAAUUUUUGCUUUCUGCCGGAAUCUGCCCCACAAUCUGGGGAGAAUGUCAUUUAUCAGUUAAUGCCU
This is a messenger RNA of Carya illinoinensis, 1696 nucleotides long. RefSeq names its product polyvinylalcohol dehydrogenase-like. NCBI's taxonomy places the organism in Eukaryota, Viridiplantae, Streptophyta, Magnoliopsida, Fagales, Juglandaceae. The transcript has 4 exons. The record is from RefSeq and is a predicted model, not a curated record. The coding region runs from base 1 to 1629 and encodes 542 amino acids.